This is a messenger RNA of Paramecium octaurelia, 186 nucleotides long. The record is from the annotation of a GenBank genome assembly. NCBI's taxonomy places the organism in Eukaryota, Ciliophora, Oligohymenophorea, Peniculida, Parameciidae.
AUGUUGUCCAAUGCUAUCGUGCAUUUUACAAAUCUGGAACCCUAAACAUAUUUCUUGAAUAUAUGGAUGUCAUCAAUCAAUUCUUUGAUAAAGAAGGUGAAAAUUCUGAAUGAACCUGUCAUGGCUUUGCUUUUAUAUCAAAUUCUUUUAGGAAUUGAUUAUCUAGACAUUCACAAAAACAUUUGA